UGUUACUACUACAACUGAACCAGCUACUACCACACCUGUACCCAGCAUCAUGCGCCUUGUAAGACUGACUGCGUUCACCUUGCUGGCUGCAGUUUGCUGUACACUACCAGCUGCAGCGACUAGAGUGGUCACCUGUGACAAUGGAGAAAACGUCCAGUUCCUGAUCUGUGAUUCUGGAGUGAUCUUCAUUGAGAGAGCUCUGUACGGACGGACUGACGGAACCACCUGCAGAGAAGGACGACCUGCUGACCAGCUGACCAACACACAGUGUUCACAGACAGGCACCCUGGAGGUCCUCUCACAGAGGUGCAAUGGGAAACGGGUGUGUGAAGUGAACACUGAAGUCUUCCGUACUUCUGACCCCUGUGUUGGAAUCUACAAAUACCUGGAAACCACCUACACCUGCAUCCUAGCAACACGCAGCAUCACGUGUGAAGGCUCUGAUGCUCUCCUAGAAUGUGAUGAAGGUACGAUCCAGAUCCACAGUGCCAACUAUGGCCGCCGUGACCAGAUAAUGUGUUCCUUUAAUCGGCCCGCUAACCAACUAGACAACACCAACUGCCUCAGCCAAUCCAUAACCACCAGUAAGGUGGCAGAGAGGUGUGAUGGGAAGAGCCAGUGUGACGUCCCGGUGUUCAACUCUCUGUAUGGAGAUCCCUGUGUAGGAACCUACAAGUACCUGGAUGUGGCUUACACCUGUGGCUAAAUGUGAGGCACGCAUGCAUACGGAGAUCUUCUCCGAGGAACAAAGACCAGAGACUUCUUGGAUAUCCUCCUCUUCAUUGGGUGGAUUUGUCUUUCUUUCCUGUCUUCUCUCCUCUGAAGUCUCAAUUGAGUGUAAAAUCUAUGUAAAUUGCAUAUUUCCAUGUCAAGUUCAAAAUGUGUAAAUCCCAUUGAUUGUGUAUUUCGUCAGGCAUAAUUUGUGUGUAGUAAAAACAUAAUGAGACCCCUCUUGUGCUGCAGCAAGGCACGGUCAGGAGGAAGCAUGGAGAAAUAAAACAUUAACCCCAAAAAUAAACUAUUCUUCAAAUAACACUGUGACAUAAUACUUUGUGCAUUUUGUGUACUAAAGUUUUUCUUCAAAACAAUGUUGAUUUUCUGAACUGUGGUGGUUGGUCUGAUUUAACUAAGAACUGUGGUGGUUGGUAUGAUUUAACUAAGAACUGAGGUGGUUGGUCUGAUUUGAACUAAGGACUGUGGUGGUUGGUCUGAUUUGAACUGAGAACUGUGGUGGUUGGUAUGAUUUAACUAAGAACUGUGGUGGUUGGUCUGAAUUAAACUAAGCAGCAUAAAGA
Molecule: messenger RNA, 1295 nt
Organism: Salvelinus fontinalis (brook trout)
Lineage: Eukaryota; Metazoa; Chordata; Actinopteri; Salmoniformes; Salmonidae
Product: L-rhamnose-binding lectin CSL2-like
Exons: 9
Coding region: 50-706 (218 amino acids)
Molecular function (GO): carbohydrate binding
Source: RefSeq, a predicted model, not a curated record